UACAGUUUGCAGUUGACUUCUUCAAGCUAAAGAUAAACCCAAACAUCAUCACUGCCACAAUGAAGAUCUACAUCGCUCUCUUGGUCGCCACUUUGGCUGUUGCCGCUCAAGGAUCAUAUUUGCCAACAGUUUGGCCACAGUCCGGUGCGUGGAAUGGCUGGCAUGGAUGGAACGGAUUGAACACCUGGGAUAACCAUGGUCUCGCUGCUUACCCAUAUGCCAAAUCGUGGUCCUCUGCAUGGCCCGUAGCCUCUCAAUGGAACAACGAAUGGAACGGAUAUUAUGGUGGCGUGGACAAGCUUAAUUCGUGGGGACUUCCAUGGGCCGGUUAUGGUGCUGGAGCCUACGGAUGGGGACAUCAUGGACUCGUUAAGACUGUGGUGCCAGUAUCGAAGCAGAUCGCUUCCACUCCAGGAUCGCUUCACGUUGCCCCGGUGCCACUCGAUGGGGAGAAGGUUAUCGGUUAUUAACAACGCAUACGAAAAAGAAAUCCAGAUGGGAUAUAGCAAAAAUGUGAACUG
Toxorhynchites rutilus septentrionalis is the source of this 521-nucleotide messenger RNA. RefSeq lists its product as uncharacterized. The transcript is spliced from 2 exons. Lineage: Eukaryota; Metazoa; Arthropoda; Insecta; Diptera; Culicidae. The record is from RefSeq and is a predicted model, not a curated record. Bases 60 to 470 code for a protein of 136 amino acids.